Messenger RNA from Exophiala oligosperma, 1018 nucleotides. RefSeq lists its product as uncharacterized. The coding region runs from base 147 to 662 and encodes 171 amino acids. The record is from RefSeq and is a predicted model, not a curated record. Gene Ontology annotation, biological process: intracellular sterol transport. Gene Ontology annotation, molecular function: sterol binding. The transcript has 3 exons. Lineage: Eukaryota; Fungi; Ascomycota; Eurotiomycetes; Chaetothyriales; Herpotrichiellaceae.
CUCUCAUCCCAAACCUCAUUGCCUCACAUUUACCCGUAUCUUGCUUUCCCUCUCAAGAUAAGAGAUCUCAUUCCAGAUCUAGUCGAUAUCAGCGAACUUUUUGCACGUGUGGUCGACAGUCUACUCGUACGCCGUCUCUCGACACCAUGAAGGUCUCAGCUGUCAUCCUGUCCUUCCUCACCGCCAGUGUCGCCUCGUCGAGAUCUCUCUUCACCGUCGGCGGCAAGCAAAAUGCCCUCGUCGAUGAGCCUGAAAACCCCGUCCCCGGCAAGAACCCAUUGAACUUCUGCGCCGAUCCAAAGGGCUAUAUUCUCGAAAUUGACUACGUUCAUCUCUCGCCCAACCCCCCCGUACCAGGAGAGAAAUUGACCAUCACUGCAAACGGAACUUUCCACAAAGACAUCGAGCCCGGCGCCACGGUUUUCCUCCAAGUCAAGUACGGCCUCAUCACCCUGAUCAAACAAGAAGCCGACCUGUGUGACAACUUGCCUCAAAUCGACAUGUCCUGCCCGAUCGAAGAGGGUGUCCUGACGUUGAAGAAAGAAGUCGAUAUCCCCAAGCAGGUACCACCUGGAAAGUAUACUGUUCUGGCCGAUGUCAAUACCGUCGAUAAGGAAAAGAUCACUUGUAUGGAGAGCACCGUGUUCUUCUCGAGACAGUAGUUGGGUUUGGUCUGGAGGAGCCAAACUCUCGGACAACAUUGGUCGACCAGGGAAGGUGGAUGGGGCGAGUUUUCCAUACACCGAUCGAAUAUGGCAUAUAUCAUUUCGUCGUUUGCUAGGCGUUUCCGGCACCUGGGUUAUUUGCUGGGAGCUUUUCGGGUCUCUACCCCUCAUAAGCAGUAACGUUUAGCCAGUGAGAUGUUCUGCGUCUUCAGGAUUAAUAAUGAUUGACUAUGCAGCCCAUACAAGGAGGCUUUGCAAAGACACGCCAAAAGAUUUCCUGUCCUUGACCUUCUCAUCUAGCAUUUCUUUAUGUGAUUACCUCGUGUACGAGUGCUGUCCACCCAUGAAUUGCA